AUGGACAGCAUGAGUACAGAAAAGAGCCAAAAUAGUAUUGUUUCAAGGAUCAAAGUUUUUGAAUCCCAAGGAACUAAUACCUCAGGAUUAUCAAAAAAGCCAGAAGUUGCCCCUCGUUCAUUCACCCCAAGACCUAUUACUGCAAAGAAGCCAGUAGUUGCUCCAAAGCCAGGGGUAAGCAGAAUUUCAGGAGACUGGGAUGCAUGGACAGAAAGCAAAUCAACACCUUCCAAGGAAUUGCAGCCUCAACCUGAAGUAGUUGGGAGCAGUGUUGUAACCAAACCUGAGCUGCCAAAGAAGCCAAAACCUGGCCUUGUUAAAAGUAGUAGUAGUGAUUUUCUUGAUGUAAGGAGUGGAUCAGUUGCAGAGAACAGCGAUGGACAAAAGAAAUUUCCCGUUCCUGCUCCAAGGCCUCUCGUUCCUAAAAAGUCACGUUAUGCAGAAAAUCCUGUCCUUUCUUUGGCCACACUAAAACCGAUUGCUGCUCCCCCACAGGCUUCUGUAUCUGCCCAAGAAAAAGUUUUCAAGUCUCUGGGGGAAUUGUCACCUGCAGCCAACUCCUCAGCACCUGCUUUGCAAAAUAAUCUAGAUGUGGAAAGAGAUCUGAUCAGUUUUGAUGAUGAUGUUUUGCCCAUAAGUCCAGCUUGUGUAGUUAAAGAUAGCAUCAGUUCUGAAGCAGUAGCAGAUCCAUUUCAGUUCCUCACCAAAAUUGAACCUGCAAAGGAACAGACAGCUCAACCAGCUUUAGCCCGGAAACCCACUGUGAUCCGAAUCCCAGCUAAACCAGGGAAAUCUUUAAAUGAAAUCCCGCAUAGCCCUCCACCACUUCCUGCUGAAAAGCCCAUUGGGAACACCUCUAAUAUCACAGUGGGAAAACCCAACAGUGGUGACGUACUAAAAAAAGUGGAGUUGGGUCAUUCAGAACAGAGUGGAGUGCCUCAGCUAGAACCUGUACUACCCCCAAGGCCUGUGGAUGGAAAAUUUAUACCUGCUCGACCUCCCCCACCUAAAGGUGUUCCUGGAAGGCCACCUCCACCAAAACUCUCUGCAGCCAAGACCUCCUCCCAGAAGGAUGCUCUUUCACGAUCUACUUCUGACAUCGCUCCUGAUAAAAAACCCAGCAAGUUCAGACUGGGACCCAAGAGAGCAAAAAGUCAAGUCUUUAAAAAUCCAGAUCCAGCAUUACCUCCUAGACCUAAACCGGGUCAUCCUCUCUACAAUAAAUACAUGCUACCUGUGCCUCAUGGAGUUGCCAAGGAAGAUUGUCUUCCCAGGAACACUGGAGAACUGUCCUGUAAGGAUUCAAACCACCCUCCAAAAUUUUCUGACGCAAGUGCACCUCACGCUGUAGUCCUGCAUGAUUUUCCUGCAGAGCAUGCUGAUGACUUGGACCUUCAUUCUGGAGACACUGUUUGUCUUUUGGAGAAAAUUGAUAGCAAGUGGUACAGAGGAAAAUGUGGGAAUCGCACAGGGAUAUUUCCUGCCAGCUUUGUUAAAGUAGUUAUUGAUGUUCCAGAAGAAGGCAACAGGAAAAAAAUACCCUGUUCAUCACAAUGUAUUAAAGGCCCAAGAUGUGUAGCACGAUUUGAAUAUAUCGGAGAUCAGAAAGAUGAGCUCAGUUUUUCGGAAGGUGAAACUAUUAUCCUUAAAGAAUAUGUAAAUGAAGAGUGGGCCAAAGGAGAGCUCAGAGGCACAUGUGGAAUUUUCCCCUUGAACUUCGUGGAAGUAAUUGAAGAUCUGCCUGGAACAGGUACAGGAGCAGCACUGAAGAAUAAGGUGGAGGUUUCUUCUUCCCUUCCUCAGAACAACAGAUGCUCAGUAGAGUGGUGUGAAGCGCUUCAUGAUUUUACAGCAGAAACCAAAGAUGAUUUAUCCUUUAAAAAGGGAGACUACAUCCAAAUACUAGAACAAGUAGAUUCGGAGUGGUAUAGAGGAAGACUGAAUGAAAAGGAAGGGAUUUUCCCAGCAGUUUUUGUUCAGACCUGCUCAGCCAGGGUAGAGCCGUCACAGUCUGUAGGAGGGAAGAAAGGAAAAGCCAAAGCUCUUUAUGAUUUUCAUGGAGAAAAUGAAGAUGAGCUUUCCUUCAAAGCAGGUGAUACAAUAACAGAGCUGGAAUCUGUAGAUGAGGACUGGAUGAGUGGAGAGAUACAAGGAAAGUCUGGGAUAUUUCCCAAGAACUUUGUUCAGAUUUUAAAAACACCGUGAAGUGUUGCCUCUGUACUCCCUGCAUGUGGGAGAGAAUGUUUUCUAUCCUAAAGGCACAGCAAAGACAUCAAUGUGUUUUGACUAUCAAUGUUUUGCACUACUUUUUCUAGACAGUCAUACUAGUAUCUUGAAGUCAAAUAAGAAAAUCUAAGUCUUUUGUGACAGCGUAUGUAGUCAUGCUUCAUGAAUGCUCUGAGAGCAAAUACAAGCAGGAUUUUUAGCAGUUUCCAACUAGGGAAAUACUGUGGUGCAACACCUUUUUUCUUAAAUAGCGUAAGUAAUAAAUAGUAUGUUUACUAUCUGGUAUUACAUUUAUCAUGCACAAAGUCUGCAUAAAGUAAGCUUCUUUGGGCUUCUUUAAAAACUUUUAAAAUCCAAAUUUAAAAAAUUGUUUUUAAGAUAUAACUACAGCACUCGGUAUGUAGAUCAAGUUUGAUGUUCAGGUUUCACUACUGCUUGACUUCCACAUUAGCAGUAAAAUCCACUUGUUUUAUGACUUAGAGAAUAAGGAUGAUAACUGAUAUUUUAUAAUAGAAAAAAUAUCAAAUCUAAUACUGGUAAGAGGGAAAAUGCUGAAGCAAAUCCUUGUGUAGUAUUCUUCUAUUCUUAGCCCAAGCUG
Molecule: messenger RNA, 2824 nt
Organism: Haliaeetus leucocephalus (bald eagle)
Lineage: Eukaryota; Metazoa; Chordata; Aves; Accipitriformes; Accipitridae
Gene: SH3D19
Product: SH3 domain containing 19
Exons: 14
Coding region: 1-2205 (734 amino acids)
Molecular function (GO): protein binding
Source: RefSeq, a predicted model, not a curated record